AUGAAAUUUGGAACCAACGUAGCCGCGCUACUUUCGAUCUUGGCGCUUUGCGUCGAUCACACCGAAGGCCAUGGGCGUGUGGUGAAGCCCCCCCAUCGAGGCUACCUUGGUAGACUCCCGAAGUACUCUGCGUUUGUGCCUGUCAACUACGACGACGAUGGACUGAGUGCCGGAGGUCUCGGCGCGACGCGAGGCGGAAAGCAUGGCGUUUGUGGUGACCCGUACAACGGAGCGCGGGAGCACGAAACCGGCGGCAAGUACGGGUUGUUCCCCAAGCAUGGCAGCAAAGUUAUUGCGGCGUGCUACGCCCCUGGGGCGACCGUCGACAUCGAAGUGGACAUCACGGCCAACCAUUGGGGGUACUUUACGUUUGGCUUGUGCAAGUUGGACACGCGAGAGAGUAAAGAAACCGAAGAGUGCUUCCAGUUGCUGGCCCAACCCAACGGCGAAACCAAGUGGCCCGUGCCGUAUGGCGCCCCGGGCUCGGACGCCACCGCCAACUUGCAGUACAAACUUCCAGCGAGCGUCACUUGCGAAGGCGAGUCCCAUUGUGUGUUGCGCUGGUGGUACACGUCUGGCAACAACCCUGGAGGCGUGAACGAACAAGAACAGUUCUGGAACUGCAUUGACAUUUACAUCGGCAACUCGUGCGGCGCUACUCCCCCGUCGUCGCCCACUGCCGCGCCUGCCACGACGACCUCCAAGGUCCCUGUGACCUACCCCCCUGUCACCACCACGAAGUCUCCUGCCACGACCGUCAAGCCAUUUCCUUCAUCUUACGCCCCAAUUACCCCUGCUACCCCUACGCCUUCGCCAUUCACGCGAGGUCCCACGGUGAAGCCAACGGUGCCCCCCCCCGCCGGUACCUGUGGCGGGUGUACCAACUGCUACUACGGCCCCACCAAGGCCUGCUUUAGCGGAUGGACCAAGCAAGACUGCUCGACCAACGCUAUUUUCACCUGGUGCGGUGCUUAA
Molecule: messenger RNA, 975 nt
Organism: Aphanomyces astaci
Lineage: Eukaryota; Oomycota; Saprolegniomycetes; Saprolegniales; Verrucalvaceae
Exons: 1
Coding region: 1-975 (324 amino acids)
Source: RefSeq, a predicted model, not a curated record